AUGGGUCUCUUCAGCCGUCACGAUGCUCCCGAGCCCAUCGUUCCUCUGAAUCCGGUGCCCAGGGCGAUCGGAGUGCUCCCUCACUUUGCACAGCACAACCAGCAGAUGACUCUCAAGGCGAGUGUAGGCAAGUUUGAGCAUACACCACUUCCACCACUGCCCUGAGCUUAUUCAUACCUUUCCGUUGCAACUUGACUUGCCUGCUACUGUGCUUGUGCGCUGCCAGAUUCGAGAGAAGAAAGCUUCAUUCUCGGGUGACGACUUUGCUUGCACUGUCAGUACAUGCAACGUUCUGUUCUUGCGGUGCGGUGCACGCGCCAGCUGCUCAUUCGGCCCCCAUCGCAUUCAUUCACUUCCUUUGCGCCAUCCCCGCCAGGAUGCGACGACGAAUCAGACAGGUGAGCAAGUUCAGGAGUUGUGUGAACAAAGCGAAGUACACGACACGCUACGCAAUGUCUGACUCGGCCGGGCCGGCGGCUUUUGCUUUUGCUUAAUUUUUGUCAAUAAAAGUGCUCAAGGUCGAUGGUCAUGCCUGGACCAUGCACGGCACCAAGGACAUCUACGACGCCCACGGCACAAAGCUAUUCAUCCUGAGGAAGAAGCUCCUCUCCACGCACUUUACUGUGAGGACAAGAGAUCAGAGACGCACAGGGCCAAUGCAACUUUUCUCUCUUUUUUUUUCCAAUGUCGAAUCUGAUGCUCACGCCUACUUCGCAUUUGCAACAAACAGUACGAAGGUCGAGACCCUUCGAGUGAAGAGGUGCUCUUCACGGUCAAGUCGUCCUUUUCCUUUGGCACCAAGCUGCACGUCAACUUCAAGAACCGUGCUUCGGGUCAUGGCGAAGAUGUCGAGCUAACGCUCAAGGGUGAUUGGUUUGAUCGCAAAGCCGAAAUCACCACGUCCGACGGCAUCCCAGUUGCUCGAAUCGGCAGGAGCUUUGUCAAUGUCGGACAACUCUUCUUUGACCAGCAAACUUACUUCUUGAGCUGCGCAGCUGGCGUCGACAUCUCCUUGCUCCUCGCCAUCGCCGUCUGUCUGGACGAGAAGGCAAACGAGGAGAAGCACAAUUAA
Molecule: messenger RNA, 1072 nt
Organism: Ceraceosorus bombacis
Lineage: Eukaryota; Fungi; Basidiomycota; Exobasidiomycetes; Ceraceosorales; Ceraceosoraceae
Source: the annotation of a GenBank genome assembly